AUGGCCACUUGGGCAUACCCACCCCUACCUGCGGAGCACUUGGACCGGGAAGCUGACAGCGCAUUGGCCAGAGAACUCGAAUGGCUAUUGCGCUCUCUGCAAGACUCCCUCACGUCCCUUAGGGAGGGCCUCCGCGAGUGCGCUGUACUUCUUGCGCCAAAGGAGCCUGGUUCAACCUUAGUCCUAUCCUCGCUUAGAUCGGAGCACGUAAAAGGUUUUGUGACUCGCGUAGGCACCAAGAUUGUGAAAGGUGAUAUUCAAUUGCGACUCAACUCCCUUGCUUCCCCUCGUGGAUCAGGCAACACCCGACUAUGCCUCUCAAGCUCUCCUACCGCCCCGGAACUCGUGCUUCACCAACUCGUGUCCGUGAGAAACUUGGUUAACCAAAGUCUUGAUAUCGUCGAUGUGAGCGCAUGGACCGGCGAUCCCCUCAACGCCAAUUUCAUCUUCAGUCAAUUGCACCUCCUACAUGAAACUAUAUCCGAGGCACGGCAAUUACUGAAAGGAGAAAAUGAUAAUACUCGAGGCAAAUGGUGGGACACCAGCGCGGAGGAGGAGAUGUUUGAUCCUCCGUUACCACCAUACCUGUCUUUCCAACUAUUGAUCGCCGACUCUGCUCUUGUGCUGUACCUGAGAACUUUAGAGUCUGCUACGCCCACACAUACUCCAACAGCCUUCGCAACUGAUAUCUCUCUGACGGGGUUCAACUUGCGAGACCGAUUAUUCGGGACGCGGCAUCGUGCGCACGAUGAGGCUGGCGACGUGUUUACUUGGAAGGGCGAAGAAGUGAAGCAUCAAGAAACAGGUCGUUGGAAGCUAGGGAGGAGAUAUGCAUCAAGCGCUUCAUCUGAAACUGCGGAUAAGCACGCGGAUCGGAAAGAUGCCAUAUACGGUGUCAUCGACAAGAUCAACGAAAACGAAGUCGAACUUGCCGAACUUAUGGACGAGUUGAACUUGCUGGACGAUUAUCACGGUGCGAUUAACUUUGAUGGACCGGACUAUGACGAUGCGGUCAGUCAGACGAUUGGACAGCGAGACCACCAAAUGUUGGAAGCCCGCGUACGGAUGGCGAGACAGCAGUUCGGAGACGUUCUCCCUGAUGGAUACUUGAAUGCGACCGAGACUGAACUGUAUACUCAACUCUAUGGGGAGCCCAUCAUCCGUCACGAGGAGCCUGAAGGUGCAUUGAACAUCGAGGAAACAGAGUCCGAUACACUGCUUCGCGAAGAUGGUAAGGGGGGAUGGGAAGAAGUGCAAUAUGAACGUUUUGAAUCCGAUGCUGAGGUGCCCUUGGUUUAUGAUAUGGAAGUCGGCCCGCUGGAGGAUGAAUCUGCUGCCAUGCAGCGGACCCGGGAAGUGGCUGAACAAUUGGGUGGAGAGGUCAUGCUCGAGCAGUUUGAGGAUGAAGCAAACCCAGAUUCGACGCCACGUCUGCAUCCUCUAACUGUGGAGGGCAAGUUUUCGACUGAUCCUAGCACGGUUUUCCUUCCCAAAGAUACUGUGACGGGACCUAUAUCCGUCAUUCUUUCCGACUACUCGAACAAACACAUUGCGGACGUCGCGCAUCGUGUCUUCGGUGGCACACGAGUCCCAUACUCCACUACCACUCCUCCUCCGCGCGCCCAGAUGCCGCAACUACCGAUACCGCUGGAAGCUUCCCAGCGCCAUAUGAGUGAGAUGGAGGCAAACGCAUACAUUGCUACGCUGUACCCCGGAAUGUACGCGUCGGUUUUGAGUGUAUUGACAGAAGUCAGGAAGCGUCUAGGAUCAGACUGGAUUCGUCAGUUGUUAACGCAAGAGGGUGGUCCGCAUGUGCUUGAUGCUAGUGCUGGAGGUGCAGGUGUUUUAGCCUGGAGAGACGUCCUGCGUGCCGAAUGGGAGUUGAUGGUCCCGGACCAUCCCCAGUCGAGCCCAUAUCCUGUAGGCAGGUCGACGGUGGUGACAGGAUCAGAAACUCUACGGCUGCGUGCUAGUUUGAUGCUGGAGAACACCUCAUUUUUGCCACGACUACCUGACUACGUUCAUAUUCGGGAGAAGCCUACUCUGGAUGACCAGCGCGCUCCUCCCAAACGCAAGCAGUACGAUGUUAUCAUCGCUCCACAUUCGUUGUUGGGCAUUGAAGAAGAGUACAUGCGGAAAGAGCAUGUUGAGAAUCUCUGGAAUCUUCUCAACCCUAACGGAGGUGUGCUCAUCCUCCUUGAGAAGGGUCAUCAGAAGGGCUUUGAGGCUAUUGCUGGGGCCCGUGACAUGCUCCUCAAGCGCCAUAUCUCGAGUCCUGGCUCAGUCCAAUAUGAAGACUUUUUGCAGUCCCCCGGGGGUGGAAAAUACGUGAACAAAGAGGCUGGAAUGAUAAUUGCUCCCUGCACGAACCAUGAAAAAUGCCCCAUGUUCAAUGUGGCUGGCCAUUCCAAGGGUCGCAAGGACUACUGUCAUUUCGAGCAACGAUACAUUCGCCCACCCUUCCUCCAGCGUAUCCUAGGCAUCAAGGACCGGAACCAUGAAGAUGUGAAAUUCAGUUAUGUUGCUGUCCAACGCGGUGUCGACCGACGCGAAAAGGACGGCAUCGUCCAAGGGGCUGCAGCGACCGACGCGGCCUUCGUGGGAUAUGAACACCUACAUGACUCUCCUGCAGAGCAGUCUGAGGCUACGGAAGAGCCCACGUCUACUACAGCUGAAGGAAGCGAAAGGCCAUCCGCGGAGGGAGCUGAACAAUUUCACGCACUGACGCUCCCUCGCAUUGUGUACCCACCUAUGAAACGUCGUGGCCAUGUCAUCUUCGACCUCUGCACUUCCGCUGGAAAGAUCGAACGCUGGACUGUUCCUCGGUCUUACAGUCGCCGGGCAUUUAAGGAUGCACGCAAGGCGCAGUGGGGUGAUCUGUGGGCGCUUGGUGCGAAGACUCGUAUUCCGCGCUCCCUGAGGCUCGGCGAUAAGCAUGGCGAGGGAAAGAAAGAGCGUCUCGCGCGGAGAGCUGUUGAACGAGCCGAGAUGAACGAAACAGAGGAGAUGCAGCUCGAGGAGGCUGGCUCCGCUUGGCCUGAUCUGCCCGUCCCCAAACGGAAGAAAGGUCAGAAUAUCCCAAGCUGGAAGAAGCAUGCGGAUAAAAAGAAGCUACGACAGGCUACAAAGAAGCAUGCAGCUGCACAAUUAGCACACGAUGACUCUUUGGCCUAG
Aspergillus terreus NIH2624 is the source of this 3174-nucleotide messenger RNA. RefSeq names its product tRNA methyltransferase RSM22. The record is from RefSeq and is a predicted model, not a curated record. Gene Ontology annotation, cellular component: mitochondrial small ribosomal subunit. Bases 1 to 3174 code for a protein of 1057 amino acids. The transcript has 6 exons. Lineage: Eukaryota; Fungi; Ascomycota; Eurotiomycetes; Eurotiales; Aspergillaceae. Gene Ontology annotation, biological process: translation. Gene Ontology annotation, molecular function: structural constituent of ribosome; methyltransferase activity.